Molecule: messenger RNA, 1125 nt
Organism: Clonostachys byssicola
Lineage: Eukaryota; Fungi; Ascomycota; Sordariomycetes; Hypocreales; Bionectriaceae
Source: the annotation of a GenBank genome assembly
AUGCGUAUCGACCUGUCUCAUUUCCGCAACCUCCCCCCGCGGGUGCUUCGCAAUAUUGUGGCCUUUACUGGUGUCUUCAUCGUCAUUUUGACAACUGGAAUCCUCGUCGUCCAAUGGCGUAGCGCAGGCCCAGCUGCCCACGCGGUAGCUGAAGACUCCAAAAACGCUUCAGUGGUAGUUGAGAAACCUGUGCUUUAUCCUCCGAUGGGGCAGAUUCCCUGGUGGACAACAGAACAAGAGCGGCCCAAGUUUGCCUACGCCCAGUAUGCCACAAACUUGGACUAUCUCUGCAACUCGGUCAUCAAUUUUACGAAGUUGCGCAGGUUUGGGGCCAAGUAUGACUUGGUCCUCAUCUACCCGACGGCGUGGUCGGAAGGCACUUCAAAGGAAGCACAGGCUAUUUCCAAGAUCCGAGAACAUCUUCCAGAUGUCCAUCUCCGACCUUUUGAUGUUAUUUCCACAAACAAGGGCGAUUCCACAUGGGCUGACAGCCUGACUAAAUUUCACUCGUUUGCUUUGACCGAAUGGACCCGAGUCUUGGCUUUUGAUUCGGAUGCUCUCGUCCUCAACUCGAUGGACCAUUACUUUCUCAGCCCGAUGGCCGCGGUGGCCGUGCCCCGUGCCUACUGGUUGACCGAGAAGGACAAGGACAUGGAUAUCGCCAAGCAAGUACUCGGCUCGCAUGUCAUGCUCCUGGAGCCCAAUGAGCAUCGCUACCAGCAGAUCAUUGAAGAAGCCAAGCGAUCUGGCGAGUUUGACAUGGAAGUUCUCAACCACUUGUUCAAAGACUCGGCCAUGAUUCUCCCUCACCGCAGGCUUGCCCUCUUAACCGGAGAGUUUCGAAACAAGGACCACUCCAAGUACUUGGCGCCAGAUGUGGACGAGGAGUGGAACGCCAUGGGCGAGGUUUCGCGGUCCGUCCUGGUCCAUUUUAGUGACUGGCCUCUACCGAAGCCAUGGAUGCAUAGGACCAAGGAGCAAUUCGAGAGUGUUAUGCCGGAAUGUCCAGACGAUGACAUGGGAGCUCCAGACAGACCUAGAUGUGCGGAUCGAAUGAUGUGGACGGGGUUUUAUGAAGACUAUGACCUCGCGAAGGAGGCGUAUUGUUCGAUCUUGCACGAUUAG